CGCUUGUUCUCUCAACAUCAUCUGUUUCUUCGACGCAUCAUUCCUCGCUCUGGGGGCGCUCGGCCAGUCUCCGCGUUCACAUUGACAGUAUUCUUCCAGCCCUAUGAUCUUCCUUCAGUCACAAUGAGCGCUCCUCCCGCACCCGUGGCGACUCCCAUGAAGAACGGGAAUAAUACACAGUCGGAAGUCAGAGACACGGAAUCAGAUAGCGGUCCGGACACUGAGCUCCAACGACAACCCUCCGGUCCUCCAUACACGGUCUUCACUCGCCGUGAGAAGAGCUGGAUUACUUUUCUGGUUUCCGUUUCGGCGCUCAUCAGUCCCUUCGGGGCCACAACCUUCUAUCCUGCCAUGAACCAGCUCUCCCAAGUCUUGGGCGUGAAUGCUACGGAAACGAACAUCUCGAUUACGACGUACAUGGUUGCUCAAGCCAUAGCCCCGGCCAUUAUUGGGGGCAUGUCUGAUAACAGUGGUCGUCGACUAUCCUUCAUUACAUGUUUUGUGAUAUACAUCGUGGCGGCUAUCGGUCUGGCCCUUCAGACAGACUACUACGCACUGCUCUUCUUGAGAGUCCUGCAAGCUUGUGGAGGGAGCGCCGCUAUUUCCUUGACAAUGGCCGUCGUUUCCGAUAUUGCGACGAGUGCAGAAAGAGGAAAAUACAUGGGGUAUGCUACAUGUGGAAUACUGUUUGGUCCCGCUUUUGGGCCAACGAUUGGGGGAUUGCUAGCCCAAUACCUGGGAUGGCGCUCGAUUUUCUGGUUUCUCGCGAUAUUUGCCGGUGUUCUGUUGAUUCUUUUUGUGUUUCUAUUCCCUGAAACGUGCAGAGCCGUAGUAGGCAACGGCUCCAUACCAGCAAGGGGUCUGAAUCGGUCUGUCAUCAGCUACCUUCAAGAGCGCAAACAGCGGAAGGCGGAUUCGUCCUCUACCCAAAAUGAUAUUGAUGCGACGGCUCCCUCAGCUGCGAAACGACCAUUCAGGCUUCCCAAUCCUUUAACGACACUCCGGAUUCUAGGCGAGAAGGAAUCCUGCAUAAUCCUGCUAUACAACGGCUUCUUCUUCACCGGGAUGAUGAUUGUUUCUUCCGCUAUACCCUAUCUCUUCAAAGCUGCCUACGACCUCAACGAGAUCAAACUGGGGCUUUGCUAUAUUGCCCUAGGAACAGGCUCCCUUACAUCCUCACUGUCUACCGGCCGUAUCGUAGACUGGAACUUUCGCCGUCACGCCAAGCUCAACAAUCUCCCCAUCACUCGAGGCAAGCAACAAGACUUGCGCGAUUUCCCUAUAGAAAAGGUCCGCCUCCAGGUUGUUGUUCCGGGCCAUGUAGUUGGAACGAUCGGUCUUGUCUUCUUCGGAUGGUCUGUCAGAUACAAAGUCCACCUCGCCGCCACCGAGGUCUCGCUCUUCCUCAUUGGCCUCGGUGUCUCGACCGCUUUCAACAACUCCAAUACUCUUCUCCUCGAUCUACACAGACACCAACCCGCUACUGCUACCGCGGCUGUCAACUUUGUACGCUGCCUUCUAUCAGCUGUUGGGAGCGCGGCUAUUAUUCCCAUGUGUCGAGCAAUGAAUGCUGGCUGGGCGUUCACUCUGAUUGCGCUGAUCUAUGUCGUGCUGAUUGGCGUUGUAUUCUGGUUGAUGAAGAGUGGCAUGCGGUGGAGACAAGAGUUGGAACGCAGGAAAAGCGAGAAAGAAUCAACAGAGCGUGCUACCGCUGCGACUGAUAAUUCGGGUGGGAGCACUACCGAGAAGCGAAGACUCGGAAUGGCUCCUUGA
Molecule: messenger RNA, 1773 nt
Organism: Periconia digitata
Lineage: Eukaryota; Fungi; Ascomycota; Dothideomycetes; Pleosporales; Periconiaceae
Source: the annotation of a GenBank genome assembly